AUGGCUCUAAAUAUCCUGGCUCCUUGUCCCAAAAAGCCUUCCUCGUUGCGAUUCUACACCAAUGCGCAAGACGCCGAAAUGGACGAUGCAUGUCAAGAAUUGAGACAAAUCUUGGCAUCCCAGUCACGACAGCUCGUGCGUCCUAUACACGACCAUGUCAUCGUUCGUACCGAUAAUCCUCUACCUCAUGAUUCCAGCUUUAUUCCUCUUCACCAAGCUGUGACCCAUCUGCAUGUUUCGGAUACCCCUAACAGACCGAGAUCGUUCAGCGUCGGUGAUCAACCUAGAAAAUCCAUGAACUACAAGGUCCUCAGCAUGGUCCAUUGA
This is a messenger RNA of Radiomyces spectabilis, 327 nucleotides long. RefSeq lists its product as uncharacterized. Lineage: Eukaryota; Fungi; Mucoromycota; Mucoromycetes; Mucorales; Radiomycetaceae. The transcript has a single exon. The record is from RefSeq and is a predicted model, not a curated record. The coding region runs from base 1 to 327 and encodes 108 amino acids.